Molecule: messenger RNA, 1719 nt
Organism: Rotaria socialis
Lineage: Eukaryota; Metazoa; Rotifera; Eurotatoria; Philodinida; Philodinidae
Source: the annotation of a GenBank genome assembly
UCGGUUCAAUUUGAUAACUUGUAUUCGAACUUUAGACUGAGUGGCUGAUCAAAUAUUAGAACUUUGAAUUGUGUACUAAUCAUCCAUUGAGAACUUCCAAUGCAUAAAAUGUUUUUACUCUCAUUUUUCGUGCUCUGAUUUUGAAGAUCUUCGCUGUAGUCGAGGUUCCCGACUGUUACAUAUAUGAUUUACUUUGUGUCAGUUGAACAAAGCUGCAAAUAUUCAGGUGCUUUCUAGACAAUCGCCUUACAAAUCGAAGAUUCUAUGCUAAAAUAUAAGUAAUGAAAGAAAACUUUUGGAAUAAAAUAGAUGAAUAACAUCAUUUUACCCACCUUCUGAAGUAUUAUCUGUUCAUCGGUGAGCCUCAUGAAAAUAACAUAAUUGAACCGGAACAACAGCAUACAUCCACUGAUGUUUAAAAUAUAGGUACAGAUCACUUUCUGAUGUUGUCAUGACUGUUUCUAAACGUCGACAUUGGUCAUACAUUUCGUCCAUUGACAUUUAUUUAUUUACAUCUUUAAAAAGUGUCGGCAGUCUACUCUUCUACAUAUUCCUUUUCUGUUUUUUUUUCUAUUUAACAUAUUUCGACAACUCCAUUUUGUGUAACUCACAUACAUUUUCGUAGAAAAUAGGGAGUGUAAGUUUAAAGGGGAAGUUUUGCUGCUCAGCUCCCGCAACCUCAUCCCCAUUACAGACAUUAGCAAGCCUGCAAAACCUAAAUGAAAUUGUUUUUGUUUCGAUCGAUUGCCUUGCAAAACAACUAAAAUGUGCAAUACAUUUCACACCAAAGACCGAAAAUGAAUCGAAUUGAAUCAAAAGUUUUCAAACAUUAUGUUAAAUCGAAUCGAAUUAAACAUAGGCUUGUAACAGUUCAGAACUGGUAGCUGUCGUAGGUCUAAUUGAACAUAAAUUUUAUUCAGACGAAUCGAAUCGAAUCGAAUAAUAUAUUUGACAAGCUAGGUCGAGUAGAAUCGAGCUCAGUUGAAAUUUUCUCAUUUGUUUCUGUCUCUGUUUUAUACUGUAUCUAUUGUGUGUUAGUAGAAUUAGACGAAAAGUCAUAUGUGAGUUUCACACAUUAGCCCUAAAGAGGCUGCGUUAACAAGGUUUUUUUCUUUGUAUCUUCAAAAUGUGUUCUUUAGAGUGAGUCAAUUGGAAAACCAUUUAUAUCAGCAGACUAUCAUAUUAUUGUUGAUUGUUCAAAUGUAUUUAUUGGCUCUCAAAAAAUACGUGAUCCAACAACUGGAGCUACUCGACAAAAUUUAGCUAUUCAUGUAAAUGUUAAGAAUCUUGUUAGAGUACUUGAAGACGAUAAAUUAAAGAUAUAUAUUAAAACACGUAUUGCUGGUGGAAGUAAACCACCAGAAAAUUUGCCGGUUUGGAAUGAAUGGGCAUCUUGUGGUUAUAAAUGCAUAGUGGCUGAGCGUUCAAAGAGUGGCCGAGAAGACGGUGUGGACGAUAUGUUGCAUGCUCACAUAUUACAACUCCUUCAUAAUUAUAAAGAUACUCAGACUAGAUCACAAGUUCUUGUUUUGGUUACUGGCGAUGGAAAUAGAAACGAUAAUAAAACGAGUUUUCCUGAUACUCUAGAGAGAGUAUUAACAAGUGAUUGGAGCGUGGAACUUUGGUCAUGGAAACAAUCAUUGAACCAAUGUUAUUUUGGUAUUCAGAAAUUCUUUCCAAGUCGAAUGACAAUUAAAUAUUUAGAUUCUUAUAGAAACA